This is a messenger RNA of Cyphomyrmex costatus, 1081 nucleotides long. Its product is annotated as sesquipedalian-1. Gene Ontology annotation, cellular component: early endosome; recycling endosome; trans-Golgi network. NCBI's taxonomy places the organism in Eukaryota, Metazoa, Arthropoda, Insecta, Hymenoptera, Formicidae. The coding region runs from base 336 to 983 and encodes 215 amino acids. The record is from RefSeq and is a predicted model, not a curated record. Gene Ontology annotation, biological process: receptor recycling; retrograde transport, endosome to Golgi; endosome organization. The transcript is spliced from 2 exons.
CGCAUCCAGUGUGUAGAACCGUCACAUUAACACAAAAAAGUUUAGUAACAAUUCUAAUCCAUCAAACAAAAAAUUGUUAUUUAGGAAAUAAUCGAGAAAAAACAUCAAGUCAAAAAUCGAUUUUUUUUUUAAAUAAUUGUCAAAAUAAUUGAAUGUGAAUCGCCUAUCCCUACUUUUACGGAGGCGCGAACCAUGUAAUCAGAUAUAAAAGAUACAUCAAGAUAUACAUUUUAUACAUCACGGUUCUGAACUGUUCUAAACGCAAUUCGAUAUUAAGUCGGAUUUGAUUGCGUGCUGUUUAGCAGAAAAUUUUGAAUCAUACGUUGUUAAAAACCAUGAAAAUUAAUGAGAAGAAUAUGGUAGCAUUUGCAACCUCUGCAACGCCAGUAGAUCGUGAAGGUUGGUUGAAUAAACGUGGAGAGCUAAAUCGUGGAUAUCAGAAGCGAUGGUUUGUUCUCAAGGGAAAUAUAUUAUUCUAUUUUGAUCGCCGCGGUGACAAAGAGCCAGUAGGCAUGGUUGUGCUCGAAGGCUGUACGAUUGAACUGGCAGAGGAUGAAGAACAGUUUGGCUUCAAGAUAGUUUUUCAUGGACCAAACAACAGGAGUUAUGUUUUAGCUGCAGAGUCUCAGGAAUCUAUGGAACAAUGGAUGAAGGCGUUGGCAUGUGCCAGUUAUGAUUAUAUGAAACUUAUGGUGACAGAAUUGCAACGUCAAUUAGAUUCUGUGGAAGAAGAAACAGCUUCCACACCUGUUCAACAAUCUCCUAAAGCUCCACCAAGACAACGACAUAAUCCAUUCAAUAGACCAGAUUCUCAUCAUCGUUCUCAGAGUGUUAGAUCAGCGCCUGGUAGAACUGAGAACGUACCUAGGACUAGAAUAACUUUUCGUGAGCUUCAUACAGCAUAUGGCAGACGAAUCUUAGCAGAUCUGAAUGCAUGGAGACAUGCAAAGAAAAAUGCAGAGGCACCUCUAAUAACUCUCUAACUUUGUAUAUAUUUUGUAGAUGAUUAAACAAAGUACACUUCGACAUUGUAAAUAAUCUACGAGACUUACCGGCUUAUAAAGUUAACUGUACAUUAAUA